Molecule: messenger RNA, 1356 nt
Organism: Linnemannia hyalina
Lineage: Eukaryota; Fungi; Mortierellomycota; Mortierellomycetes; Mortierellales; Mortierellaceae
Source: the annotation of a GenBank genome assembly
AUGGCACCACCAAAGCAGAACUGGGAGAAAUACGAGAAGCCCGUUGACGGCAAGGACAGCGAGAAUAUUGUUGCUUUGGAUGAGGGCGAUAUCGCUUUGCUCAAGACCUACGCAAGUGCCCUUCUGUUUUCAAAGCUCGAGAACGACAUCAAGGAUGCGCAAAAGCGCGUGAACGAAAAGAUUGGCGUCAAGGAGUCGGAUACAGGAUUGGCCCCACCCAGCUUGUGGGACAUUCCAGCAGAUAAGCAGCGCAUGGGAGAGGAGCAGCCACUUCAGGCAAGUCGACCUAUACGUUGCCCUUUUUCCUAUGUCGGCGAUUUAGUCCUGGAAAGGGUCGCACGAUGCACAAAGAUUAUUCAGGCGACGGGCGACGAGCCAGCAAAAUAUGUCAUUAACGUCAAGCAGAUCGCCAAGUUUGUGGUCGGUUUGGGAGAGAAGGUCUCGCCUACAGAUAUCGACGAGGGCAUUCGCGUAGGAGUGGACCGCACCAAAUAUCACAUUCAGAUCCCAUUGCCACCCAAGAUCGACGCCUCGGUGACGAUGAUGCAGGUCGAGGAGAAGCCCGAUGUCACCUAUAGCGAUGUGGGAGGAUGCAAAGAACAGAUUGAGAAGCUGAGAGAGGUCGUCGAAUUGCCACUGCUUCAGCCUGAGCGGUUCGUCAAUCUCGGUAUUGAUCCUCCCAAGGGAGUGUUGCUCUAUGGACCCCCCGGAACCGGAAAGACUCUCUGUGCUCGUGCCGCUGCCAACCGUACCGACGCCACCUUCAUUCGUGUCAUUGGAUCUGAGCUCGUGCAAAAGUACAUUGGAGAGGGUGCUCGUAUGGUUCGUGAGUUGUUCGAGAUGGCCAAGACCAAGAAGGCUUGUAUUAUCUUCUUUGACGAGGUCGACGCUAUUGGAGGAGCCCGUUUCGACGAUGGUGCAGGAGGAGACAACGAGGUCCAGCGUACCAUGUUGGAGCUGAUCAACCAGCUGGACGGAUUCGACUCUCGCGGUAACAUCAAGGUCCUGAUGGCGACCAACAGACCCGAUACUCUUGACCCAGCCUUGUUGCGUCCUGGACGUUUGGAUCGCAAGGUCGAGUUCUCGCUUCCCGAUCUUGAAGGUCGUGCCCAUAUCCUGAAGAUCCACGCGCGGUCGAUGAGUGUUGAGCGCGAUAUUCGUUAUGAGCUGAUUGCGCGUCUGUGCCCCAACAGCACGGGUGCCGAGUUGCGCUCUGUCUGCACAGAGGCCGGUAUGUUUGCGAUCCGCGCAAGGAGAAAGGUGGCGACGGAGAAGGACUUUUUGGAGGCCGUCAACAAGGUCAUCAAGUCGUAUGCCAAGUUCAGCAGUACACCCAAGUACAUGACCUACAACUAA